AGGGUCAAUCAUUCUUUUUCAAAGAAUCAUUUUUGGUUGUCGCGUAUAGUUUCCUCUUUCGGUUCCGCUUAAAUGAGCAAUAUGUAGUGCAUUGUGUUUUGAAGAGACUAGUAUGAAGCUCUUGGAUUGUCUGAUUUGGAAUCCUUGAUUUCAUACAUGUUCUUAUCUAAACGUAGCAGAAAGCGGUAGAGAAAUCUUCUUUCUGGUAGUUUUUGUGAAUGUCACAGGGCACCGGUCGUGCAUACAUUAUUUAGUAAACUUUCCGUAUGUAGUUUGUGUGUCCUUUAGGCAUUCAGCAAAUCAUGCUCUUCAGCAAAUCAUGUCGUGUACCAAAUCAACUUGAAUUUUCAGUGAUAGAUCACCAUUGAAGUUGCCGCUGAUAUUUGUGCAGAGAGACUAGACGACGUCGUCACGGCAACGCCAUGAAUUCUUGGUGUGAAGAUCGUAGAUUAUUUAUGGGCUUGAACUCAUGUCAUAAAACGGUAGAGUUGUGAUUAUCUAGGACAAAAUCAUGAGGAAUAGAUCAUAAGUCGAUUUUCUUUUGAAUAUCCCAUUUGAGGUUGUUCUUCUUUUAUCAUAAGAAAAUACCUUGCUAGUACUGCACUACUUUCAGGACAUUGCGUAAACGGUAAAACGGUAUCGUUUAUUCCCAGUCAUUCUCUCUGACAAAUGUCGCGUAGGGGGAGGUGCGUAGAUUCUUGCGCGCUGCGCAAGCAUUCGUUUGAUCGGCAUUGUUUCCUGUUUGCGUCCGUCUUGUGCUAUUUCGGGUUCUUCGCUGGCACCUCGUAUGCGUACCCUUCGAACCGCGAUAAGAUUCCCAACGCUUGGGAGUUUCUGUAUCUAGGUCACGCCAAGAAGCCGGGAGGAAGCGGCACGCAUAACAAUGCUUUUGGUACUGCGUUCAUGGGAGCAGGGUGGCAGUGGACACAGGCCUUGUGCCAAGCAGACUCGGACGGCGACGGGUUCACGAAUGGGCAAGAACUGGGAGAUCCGAACUGUACUUGGCAGGAAGGCGACCCGCAACCGUCGUGCGGUGGCUGUCCCUCGCACCCAGGAGAUUCAGAGGACGCAGCAAUGUGCGGACAAGGGGAGAAAUACUGCGGGCAAGUGGAAGAGAAGGAAUCUCGGCUGCGUUUGCACGGCGCGUUAAUGCUGAUUGCGUGGUUAGUCUUAGCACCAGCUGGGGUCGCGAUCGCAACCUUCCGACGACAAGCUUAUGGCGGUCAACAAUCUUCGGACGGGGGUGGUUCUAUCGCACAGUCGGGCACCAGCAUUGCACCCGCAGGCGUGACAAGCAGGGACGCGGAGGAGGGGGAAACGGCAUUGAAGAAACCUCCCGCAACGACGUUGAUGCUCAUGCACAAGCUCACGCAGGUUGCGGUAAUAAUCAUAACGAUUGUGGCCUUGAUACUACCGUAUGCAGGUCACAGCCACGGUGACGACGAUGGUGGCGGGCAUUCGCACAACACACUUGUGUCGGUUCACGGAGCGCUCGCCUACAUCAUUGUUGCACUCGCAUGCUGCCAGUUUCUUCUCUGGGUCGCACGACCCUACGUUCAAGCAAAAGCGCGCGCUGGGAAGGACAACGCCACGGAGUUAACGGAGGUGGCGCAAAAAGGCGACGUGGUGCAGAAUAGUACUAUCGUUGAUACUUCUAAGGGAGGUGGUGAAUCGGCGAUCUGGGAAAAAGCCUCUGAGAACUGGCUCGCUACUCAUCGUUGGAGUGGAAUAUUGUGCUUUUCACUCGCGGGUGCAAACGUUUUGCUUGGUUCGUGGCGUUUCGACCAAUUACACACAGAUUCUAUCUUCAAGAUCACGGCCCUUAUCCUUCUUCCAUUGUCAAUUAUCGUUUUGAUCGCAGCACGAGUUCUUGGCGGGCGUGUUGGCGCAGCCUCGUCAAUGUCGAGAAACGAAAGUGCGACAGGAGAUACGCCAUCUAAAGCAUAGAGAUUCACAGCGCAAGCUCUUAUUUCCAGAGUGAACAGUAUUCGAAUUUACAGCAUCAUGAUCAAGAAAUUAACAUAUUUAUACUGCGUGUAGAGAAACAAGUGUUUAAGAAAUGUGAAGUAUUCAUCAUGGCGGUUCAAAAGUUUAGUUCCUAUUAUAAUUGCCAUGAUUACAGAUUUAUCCAGUAAAAACGUCGUGUGUUGUCAAUCAACAAAUGAUCUCACAAAACGGGCUGCACGCCGUUUUGGCUCAGAUUGGCUCAGCUUUUUCAUUCUUAUGAGAGCAUGCACGUCAAAAUCAUACAUCUUUUCUUUAACAUCGGCGACUUCUUGCUCGCUCGAUUAUGGAAAAGCAGUAGCGAUGUUUAUCACGACUGAAUUUGAGAGCUUUACUAGCAUCCUCGAUUACAAAUGUUACAAAAAGCAGUUUCCACGCGUUCGCCGGAAACGUGUCUGCGGACAAUCGCGCAUCAUCGCGUUGAACAGUCGUGACAAGUUUAGGUAUUACUAGAGAUCAUGAGUGGCCAAUCUAUCAUGCUGUCUCUUGUCAUAUGGGUAACAGAGAAGGUCUGCUGUGUAGACGCGAUAUUGUCGCUUUUGAAAAUUCUUGGUAUCAGAAGGUAGCAAGUGGAUAGUUCUGGUGAGGGAGAGCUAAAUUUGCUGAGUGAUCGAUUGUGG
Messenger RNA from Amoebophrya sp. A25, 2624 nucleotides. The record is from the annotation of a GenBank genome assembly. NCBI's taxonomy places the organism in Eukaryota, Dinophyceae, Syndiniales, Amoebophryaceae.